AUGCGUUUCUUGUUGUAUUUUGUUAUGUUUCAAUGUGUUAUUAGCUACAGGAGGAAAAGUAUCAAGAAACCUACAGUAUCGAAGAGAUUUGUGUCAACUGUAGUUCAAAGUCAACCACCAUGCUGUUCUGAUAUUAUAGGAACGUUGGCAUGUCGGAGGCUACGAAAGAACAAUUUCAUGUUGUUUAUGAGGAGAUGUAGCGAUGAUGUUGACUUUAGUUUGUUGCAGUGUUGUUCAACUUGUGGUUUGGGGCAGGCUGGGGAGAGACACAUCAAGUUCUUCCGGGAGGUAAGUCAACUUCUUUAAUAAAUUACAUUACUUGUUGUGUUUUGUGUAUGCUUACACCUUCAUUUACUGACGUGCGUGUUUCUACAGGUCUUGUGAAAUGUGAACUUGUUAUAAAGUUAGUUUACCCAGGUAUCUUUAGGGCAUUCAUUCUCGCGACUGUUUCGAUCGUCACGGUCGAGAGUUUUGCGAAGCGUUUGUGAUGAAGAAGGAGUUUUGGUCUCCUUCGAACUGGACUUGUUCUCAUCCAGAAACAGCUCAUCUCGGCUUCAGAGUUUGUCGUAAGAGUUGUGGGUACUGUAGGAAGGACUUGUACGCUGAUGACCGUCAACCGGUCUCCAAGUCUCCGUUACCGUUAAUGUGCGAGAAGAGGCAUAAUCGAUGGAAAUAACUUAAUUUACAAUUUUAAAAUAAAAAAGAUUGGUUAAAUAAAUUAUUUUACAAAGUAUAGUAUACCUUGUAAGGUCGGCUGUCACAAAUAGUAUAAACGUCGUAUCCGGCUAAACGUAAAGUGGUUACAACGCAAUACAAGAGUUUACUGCGAAAAGCUCUCAAAGCAGCCAAAAGUGCUUAUUUCGGGGUUCUUCUAUUCAAAAAUGACAUGUUCAGAGGGUUGUGGAUGUUGCUGUUAGUUGCUGAUCCGGUACGAGCCUGGCUAGUUCCGGGCUCCGGCCAGGCGCAGCGCAUGCCGUGCUGUAAAGAAAGUAUUGGCGUGAAUGCGUGUGUGGAGCUGCGGUCGCGUCGACCUUAUGAGUUCCAGACUAGGUGUCGGACGGACGCAGACUUUGCUUUUCUACAGUGCUGCAAGACCUGCAGAACAGACAUUGCUGUAAGUAGUUUAGCUGUUAUACCUAUUGGGCUUUGAAUAUUUAAUAUAUUUGGAUUUAUCAAUUGUCUCAGACGUCUUUAUUGAAUUCGACGUCACGUAUAUUAACAGUGUAAUUAAAUGUUCAGGCUUUGGGAAGGGAAUUGUUUGCUCACGGCCCCAGCAGUCGCCAUUGUUUUGACAGACACAACCAUCGUUUCUGCACUCAGUUUGUGAGAAAAGUAAGUCUCGAAACAUGAAACAAAGUGUGCCUUUAGAGUGGAAUGUGGGCUGGCGCGACCGGCCAUCACAACGGUUGUAACGGGGAGAGUGCCGCGCUAGCCUUCCGGGUGUGUCGCCGAUCCUGCGGCUACUGUCGACCGGACCUGUACAAAGAAGAGGAAGAGGACGUCAAGAAAUGCGACAUUUUCAAGCCGGGAAAGGGCGUCUCGACGACGACAUUGGAGCCCGUGUUUCGUAUAGUAAUAGAGCCAGACAAAUAA
Messenger RNA from Bursaphelenchus okinawaensis, 1593 nucleotides. NCBI's taxonomy places the organism in Eukaryota, Metazoa, Nematoda, Chromadorea, Rhabditida, Aphelenchoididae. The record is from the annotation of a GenBank genome assembly.